UCUUUAUUUCGAGCUACUUUUGACUUUCCAUCUGAUUUGCCGAAUCGCUCGGGGUCACGAGCACCCCGACCGCCGGCCCAAAAUCCUCAUUGCUUGUAGUAGUAGUAGGUAUCUAUCAAUAUAUACAAGUCAUCUACGAGAAUUAAGCCUCCGCACUGCCUGCGCCGGCCGGUGAUCUGAUCGAUAUCGGCAGUCAGCCAUACAUCGAUCGAGCGGCAAAGCGCCUAUAGCUGCUGCAAGACAUGUCGGACGGCACGGCCAACUGCAUCGACAUCCUCAUCGCCAUCAUCCUCCCUCCUCUCGGCGUCUUCCUCAAGUUCGGAUGCAAGGUGGAGUUCUGGCUCUGUCUUCUGCUCACCUUCUUCGGCUAUCUCCCGGGGAUCAUCUACGCGGUCUAUGCUAUCACCAAGUAGUAGUUACAUCUCAUCUUUACUAUACAUCUAAGGUGAUUGAAGCUAGCUAGUAGUACUAGUGAAACCUGUCUUGCGUCUAUGUAUCGAUUCAUGUGGUCUACGUACGUACUGGAUCUCAACUACUUGAUCUGUAUCGGUUCAUGAUCAGGCCUCUGGGCUACUUCACGUCAUAAGGGAGAAGAAUUCUUGUGCAAUCAGUGUUGAGUGCUUUGCCGACCUUUCAUCUAA
Molecule: messenger RNA, 641 nt
Organism: Oryza sativa Japonica Group (Japanese rice)
Lineage: Eukaryota; Viridiplantae; Streptophyta; Magnoliopsida; Poales; Poaceae
Product: hydrophobic protein LTI6B
Cellular component (GO): membrane
Source: RefSeq, a predicted model, not a curated record